This is a messenger RNA of Micropterus salmoides (largemouth bass), 8259 nucleotides long. RefSeq names its product remodeling and spacing factor 1b, tandem duplicate 1 (gene rsf1b.1). The transcript is spliced from 16 exons. Gene Ontology annotation, biological process: regulation of DNA-templated transcription. The record is from RefSeq and is a predicted model, not a curated record. Lineage: Eukaryota; Metazoa; Chordata; Actinopteri; Centrarchiformes; Centrarchidae. Gene Ontology annotation, cellular component: RSF complex. Bases 22 to 5172 code for a protein of 1716 amino acids.
CUUGACACUGGUGUGGAAAAGAUGGCUGCUUCGGCGGCAACGGCGAGUUCGUCCCCCGGUUUGUGUCCGAAUUACGCCGUGAUUUGCUCCUUCCUGGAGAGGUACGGAGCAUUGCUGGACUUGCCGGAGCUCACCUUUCCCCAGCUGGAGAGAUAUCUGCAGGACACAUCCUCAGUUCCAAAGCUGCUGGUUGAUCUUCACGUCAAGUUGCUGAGGAAGAUCGGCAAGUCAGUGUCAGCAGACAGAUGGGAGAAAUAUCUAGUAAAGGUAUGCCAAGAGUUCAACACCACCUGGGCAUGGGAACUCGAACAAAAAGGAUACAAGGAGAUGUCGGCGGAGUGCAAGACGGGGAUACUUAAAUAUUUGUGCGAGUGUCAGUUUGAUGAAAACGUGAAGUUUAAGACUGCUAUCAAUGAGGAGGACGCAGAUAAAAUGCGGCUGCAGCCGAUUGGCCGGGACAAAGACGGUCAGAUGUACUGGUUUCAGCUGGAUCAAGACGACAAUGUGCGCGUUUAUGUGGAGGAACAGGACGACUUGGACGGGUCAUCGUGGAAGUGCAUCGUCAAAGACAGAAAUGACUUGGCUGAGGUUGUGGCACUGCUGAAGACACAAAUUGACCCAGCGCUAUUAAAAAAAGAGCAAGAACAGGAAACCAAACCUGACAGUGAAGAGGAUAAAGAGAAAGCAGAAGGAGGUGACGUUAAAAAGAUUGAGGACACAUCAGAUGAAGACGACAAAGACUCCAACAAGGCUGCCUGUCCGGUUUCACCAAAGACAGAGAAUAAUGAAAAAGUAACACCGAAAGACAGCUUGAAAUCAGAAGCGUCUGCGGCCAAAUCAUCGCUGAAUGGCAUCAUUGAAGAUAAAACUGAAUCAGAACUCUGUUCAGAAAAGCCGGCUGUGGAUCUCAGUAUCAGUGCAAAAGCCCAGAACAUCAAAGAAGAGCCGAUGGAGGUGUCGGACACUAAAACCAGCACAGCAGCAAGUGAACCUGCCUCUGAGGUGCCAUGUAAAUCUGUAAAGGCAGAAAAGGGCGAGGAGACCAAGAAGAACAGCGCAGAGGAGAUUCAACAAGCUCUGAAGAACGACCAACAGGCCAAAAUCCCUUUGAAAAAAAGAGGAAUGAAGUUUAGUGAAGACUUUGAAAAGAAUAGUGGCAUUAUAGUGCAAAACCUGUCUGCUUCUCAGGUCAAGGAAACUCUUAAAGUUGACUCAACUCCCGAACAGGCAAAGAAGGCGCAGAGUGUAAAUGAUCAUGUUAAUGGCGAAGUUCAGCCGGCAUCAGAGAAAGGGCUGCAGAGUCAUUUGCGUGAGUCGCUAAAAGACGCUGCCGCCGACAAAGAGCAGACGACUGAACCAGCUGCAGGUAAAUCCGUAGAAGCCAGAGAGAAGGACUCGCCAUCCGCAGAUGAGGAUGGUUCGAAAGAUGAAAAGGAUGAAGCUUGUCGUGUAGAGAAGGUCACAGGGGGAGUCAAAUCACACCAAGCAGACUUGGACAAGAAAAAUGUAGAUAUGCAGGUAGAAAAGGAAAGCACUGCAUCAAAAGAAAAGGAAGAAACGCACAAGUCUCCCCCGCCACCAACUGAACCGCCACUUUUACAGAAAGACGUUAAUAAUGUACUUGAGAGGUCGUCUAAUCAUGAGGAAAAUCAAAAAAUAAAAGAAUCCAAACCAGCAGAUACAGAGGAGUCUGGUGCCGUAGACAAGACGACCACAUUAAAUGAAACCGAUAAAACGUUAACAACAGGUGAGUCCGAUAAAGUGAAAUCCAAAGAAGUUGAAUCAGAAGAUUUGAAGAAAAAGCCAGCCUCUGCAGAGUCAAAUCAGACUGAAGAAACAAAGACGUCAGAGAUGACAGAAAAUCUAACAGAUAUGAAUGCUAAAGAAAAAACGACGCCGGAGACUAAAGAAGAGAAAUCUGAUAACUCAGCACUGAAAGAGAAGCUGGGAGUUGUCAAAACAACGGAGACACAGUGUGUAGACAAAGAUCCUGCAAAGAAAUCUGAGUCUGAAAAUGCCACGUCACCGUCUGUCAUUAAAAAGACAGAAAUACUAAAAGGCAGUGAUUAUACGGAGACCCAAGUGGCCUCAGAAAGUUCUAAGGUCAUUAAAAAGGCAGAUAAACUAUUAAUCAGUGAGAAAUCAGAAGAAACAUCCAACGCUAAAGACAGUUCAGAGUCUUCUGUUAAAAAUCUGGACAAAUCAGAAUCAUGUAAAGAGAUGACUUCAGAGAAAGCUAGAGCAGCCGAGACGAACGCUGAAAAGAUGGAGAAGACUGAAAAGCCUGAAGAUAUAAAGAAAACUGUCAACUGUGACAAAACGAUACCUGAUGUUGGCAAGAUAAGCGAAUCUUCGCCCGGGCCUGUGGAGGUAGAAGCAGUGGCCGUUAAACACAAUCUGACAAAGCCACAAGAGGAUGACAAAACUGAGAUGAACCCAGUUGCCCACAAGAAGGCAAAGGAAGCAUCUGAAGGGAAAGAUAAGCCAUCCAACGUUGUUCAGAAGACAAACGUCCCUGAAGAAACUGAUAAGACACCUGAAAAGCCAGAACAGAAAAAGGCGUCUGAAGAACAGCCUAUAAAAAUUGUGGCAGAGCAUCCAUCAUCUGAAAGUAAAAAAGAUGCCGACAAGGAAAAUGUGAAGGACACAGAUAAUGAAAAUCUUAAAAAAGACAGUGAGAAACUCCAAGAAAGUAAAGUGGAUUCCACGACAGAUAAACUCUCUCAAACGCAAGAGGAAAAGGAGGAGAAGCACAAAGGUAAAGAGAGUGAAACCUCAACCAAAAUGGAGGAAAAUGAGAGCAAAGAACCUGACAGCAAAUCCUCAACUGAAACGGAGAAAGCGGGCGACUCGAAAGAACCUGGCACUGAGCCGACUGUAGAGGAAAAUAAAAACCAAAGUGAAGAAGAGGAGUCUGCAACAAAGAAAGAAGCUCCGUCAGAUGCUAAGGAUUUGGGCACCCGACGGAAAAUCAAGCGCCCAGCCCACCGAAGGAAAGCUGAACUUCAGAGAGAGGAGAAACACGGGGAUUCAGAGUCUGAUACAAACACGGGGAGGUGUCUUCGAAGAUCGCCGAGGAUCUCCAGACCGACGCCAAAGGUGGUGGAGAUCCAUGACAGGAAGCUGGAGAAAUCGCAGGCUGUUCCACCGGCCGGGAAGCGCGAGGAAGAUAAGGGUGAGAAAGAAAAAGACAAGGAGGACGAGGAGGAGGAGGAGGAGGAGGAAGAGGUGGUGAAGGCUGUUCAGAAGAAACCAAGAGAGAAAAAGGCUGAUCAGGAGGGGCAGCCCAAACCAAAGGGGAGAAAGAGACGGAGGAAUCGUUGGUCCAACACACGAACGCGUCGCAAAAAGAAAGGCUCCGAAGAUGAAGAUGACGACAACAGCGAGGAGGAGUCCAGCGAGGAGGAGGAGACCGAGGAAGAGGACGAUAGCGACGAAGACUACAAGGUCGAGCGGAGCAGAAAGAGGCGGAAUCGUAACCGAGAAAGACGAAGCUCGGACUCCUCGACAUCCUCAGACGACGACCUACCUCCGAACGACGACCCCUGCAAACAUUGUGGUCUUCCAAAUCACCCGGAGCUGAUUUUGCUGUGCGAUUCGUGUGACAACGGGUACCACACAGCCUGCCUGAGGCCUCCGCUCAUGAUCAUCCCCGACGGAGAAUGGUUCUGUCCACCCUGUCAGCAUAAGCUUCUUUGUGACAAGUUAGAAGAGCAGCUCCAAAAUCUCGACGCUGCUUUGAAAAAGAAGGAACGGGCUGAGAGAAGGAAAGAGCGUCUCAUUUAUGUUGGAAUCAGUGUUGAAAACAUCAUCACGCCUUCAGUGGAAGUAGAGGAGGAAAAGCCAGAGAUCAUAAUCAAAGAGAAGAAAGAACCAAAGCGGAGUAAGAGCUGUGGUCGAAGGUCUACGAGGGCGAAGAAAUCCAUCAGCUACAGAUUUGAUGAAUUCGAUGAGGCGAUCGAGGAGGCGAUUGAGGAAGACAUCAAAGAAGCUGAGGGCGGAGGAGCCGGUCGGGGUAAAGACAUGGCCAACAUCACAGGCCACAGAGGAAAAGAUAUAUCCGCCAUCCUCCAAGGAGAGGAGGGCAAGGAGAACGGCCGCCCGCCACGUUCCACCGCCGGUCAGCGCAGGAAAAAACGCCGGCGACUAAACGACCUGGACAGCGACAGCACCGUGGACGAGGAGGAAAGUGAGGAAGAGUUUCGCCUCACUGAAAGCUCAGAAGAAGAGUUUGUAGUGUCUGAAAAUGACACGGAGGGUGAAACGGAGGCGGACUCAAACAACAGCGACUUCGGCAGCAACAGCAGCGGUAAGCAUCGUACUUAUUCGCGGACCAAGAAGCCGCCGAAGCGACGACGAAGUUCCAGAAAGCGGCGGAGACCGAGAGGGUACUCAGAUGAUGAAGAAGAGGAGACAGACGACGAAGAUGAAGAUGAAAUAGUGACUGAAGGGUCCAGUGAGUUCAGUGACAGUGAUCUAGACAUGAGUCGACGGCGGUCUCGACGGAGUCAGAAGAAGCAGGUGAACUACUGCGAGACAUCCGAGUCCGAAGGCUCUCAGGCAGAAACCAACCGGGCCAAAAUGAAACCCAGACGUCGCCAGGACAGCUCUGACAGUGAGGCGAGUUUCUCCAGAGACUCUGAGGAGGAUUCGAGGGAUCGGAGGGUAAAGAGGAGAGCCGACUCCUCAGAGGAAGAUUCCCGGCAGCGGCACAGGCGGCUUGCGCUAAAACGCAGGAGAGCCUCUGAAGACGACGACUCGGACGACGACUCGGACGACUCAUCGGAGGAGGAUCGGCCCAUCCGGAAACGAGUGAAUCGCAUCGACUCGGAUGACGACGAAGAGGAAGAGGAGGAGAAACUGAAGGAGAAGAAAGGGGACGAGGAGUCAAAAGGAACAAACCCUGCGGACUGUAAUCCGGUGGAGCUGCCACCCACCAACGGACAGAGCCCGAUAAAGAGCCUCGAGGGCCUCAUCAGCCGGCCUGCUGCCGCCGCUCCAGGCCUCAUCGCAAAUCUGGAGCCACCCAAAAACAUCAGUGCCACGCCAGCUGCCGCCAUAGCCCCAAACGGUCUGGUUGGCCAGGAGAUGGCGGCGCAGGAGGAUGACGAAGACGACCUAUUAGGAGUCACAGACCUAGUGGACUACGUCUGCAAUAACGAAGACUUGUAAAAAGAAAACGGUGUACUGUUUCAUUUUUUGUGGUAUUGUAUUUUUAUAUUGCUUAACUUUAUUAUUCCCUCCCCCAGCAACACUUCCUCUUUACCUGCGUCAUCUGGAGCUGGAGUCUCAGCAAUUUCUGCUACUGUCAGAACUGGAUCCCCAUAACCAGUCUAAUGCUGUCCCUGUGGGAUUAUACAACAAAUAAGGGCACCAAACUAUCAACUCUCAUUUGUUUGUUAAUAAUCAGUUUACCUACAAAUCAUCCACAUCAUGCAGCUCCACUGCCAAACCACCACCUCUUCCAGAAACGUGUCAAUCAUUUCUCCUGUCACAACCUCCGUUUCGUUCAAGAUUUCUACACAUUUUAGCUCCUGUGUUUGUCAACAUUGAUGGAAAAUUGGCACUGAAAUUGUUUGUGUGGAAACUAGUUUAAGAUUGCUAAAUGACUGGGACGUUUUAACAUUUUAUUUGAAUGAAAUUAGUCAUUCCAUAAUUGAUUUUAAGUUCUGGGCAUCUGUUAAAAAAAUCAAUCUUGUUUUUUUUUUUAUGUUAUCCCUUAAAGAUAUAGUUUGACAUUUUAGGUAAAGAGCUUAUUUAUAAGAGGCAGAGAAUCAGAUGAGAUGAUUGAUACCACUCUCAUGUCUGAUAGCCAGCAGCCAGCCAGCCAGCUUAGUUUAGCACAAAGACUGAUUUACUUUUGAUACCACUAGGUAGCGCCUUUCUACUUGUCAAACAGCAGUCACAGGAAGACCAGCUGCUCUUUCGUCUGCCUCUAGCUGCUGUGGCUAACACGUGCUAUGCUAACAGUAGCUAGUCUGCACACUGAAGCACAGCUAGUUUGUGGGUGCAAAGCCCAACAGCGAUGGACUGUGCCCUGGUCCAUCACUAUUCAGUUCUGUUCUAUUCUCAGUCUUGUUACAAUUAUUUUUACCUUUUAACGUAUGAAAACAUGAAUGUGCUGCAUUUAAAGGAAAGGUUUGAUUACCAUUAUAUUUUUAGCCAAAUAAAUACUUUGGGCCACAAAGUCCGCCUACAAACACCUCUGUGGCGCAUAAUUUAACAUGUUAUGUCUCAUUUGUUAAAUCUAUGUAAAAAUGUAAAUUCGUAGACGCAACAUCCUCCGUAAAAUGUCACAUUGAUGUUUUUACACUUCAGGUUUUGUAUGUAUUUAACAAAUAAGAUAUAAUGUGUUAGUCAGUGAGCUUUAGAGGUGUUUACCAAAGCUGACAAACAGACAGAAGUGCAUUGAGACAUGACGGUAGUAUCAAUCUUCUCCUCCAGAAAGCGAAUUUCCAAAAAUGUCAAACUUUUGUGUUUUUUAUAAAACCUGUCAUGAGACUAUUUAAUCUUGUCUAAUAACCUUCUAGACUAAUAAGUAGUCAACCAACUGUCAUUUGUUAGCCCCCCCCCCCCCCGAAUGAUAGAAUAGGUUUUGUAUAUUGUAUACAUAUAUAAUUAUUUGAACUGUGCGCUGCCAUCAGUAUCAGUGGUGAACUCUGGUGUUUUGAGUACAAUGUUUGUUUGGAGGAGGGGAAAUCAGUAAAACUCUUGUCCCUCUUAAUCAUGAGAUGUAGUUUCCUCGUAUUACAUUUAUGUUACCAUUUGUGAUUUUUUAUUUUUUUUAAAUAAUGUAUUUUUUUGUAUAUCUAUACUUUUGAGCGAAAUGUAAAGUGUCUUAUUUUCUUUGUACAUUGUCCUUUAUAGGAGGUUCAAAAACCUGCAGACUUGUGGCUUUUAUUACCUAAAAUAACACUAAGCUACAAUAACACCCCUCUUUAUUUUUUUUUUUUGUUUUAAAUUUUGUUUAUUAUUCUACUCCCUUGGAUCUUCCUGCACACAACACACCAUGUUUUUAUUCACAUUCUCUAUUUUCAUAAGCUCGAGUUGACUUUCGGAUCAAGUUGGAGUAAACUGCCAACUUUUAAGACCUCAGACCAGAUCAAGAGUGUAAAAAAUAAACAACUUAGUGGAAUAAUUGUAGUUUUGAACCGAUAGUCAGGAUGCAGUUUUUGAAUGGGGGAAAUGGACAGAAAAACAAACAAACCAAUGACUUCACUGACCUCUGCUGGAACCAGUCUGUGUGUAUAUCUGUAGUUUUUGCUGUAAUAUAUUUAGAGGCAUUUUUUAAUCAUUGAAAAAUAUAUUGGGCAAUUCUUUGGGAUUGCAUGAGUUUCUUAUAGUUUUCUUUUGUAGGGAUGUAAUAUUGACACAACAGUUUUUGUAACAAAACCAGAAAACUUUGGCAUGUUUUAAGGAUCUCUUCACCUGUUGCGUUAGUGCUGAAGGACUAGUGAAGUAGACGCCACAGGAUAUCCCAUCAUUUGCAGUGAAACUGCAUAGGUAAGCAUGCGCUGACCUACUAAAGACAUGUUAUAGAAGCUCGGGGGAAAGAGGGGAGAUUAUCAUAGUAAAUAAUCUAGGACAGCUGAAUCUGAUUUAAAGAGAGGAAAUGAGGCCUGUUUGUAAAAUAUUUUGUAAAUUAGUCUCAGCAUGGUCUUCACAGAGGAUAAACCACUCUAUUUAUCAUACCGUUUUGAUACUGGCUAUGGCCAAACAUGACUUCCUAGACAAAAUAUAUAUGUGCUGCUUGCAGUGCACAAAACUAAGACUUCUAUACACAAUAUUUAGCUUUUAGAUUAGUUGGACAGAAUAUAGCAAACCCAAUUCUACAAAUAUAAUAGAAGUGUGUGUUCUGGUGGGUUGAGGCAGAGUAAAGGAAUGUGGAUGUUUAUAUGCUGUGUGUAACCCUGUUUUAAAUUCUCCACAGAAACGAGGAGAAGGUAUUAAUAUGUAUCUCACGGUUAUGAAAUAACCUGUAGCAAGACCUGCAUAGGAAUGGAGAGAGAUAGGGGAGAGAAAUAAAAGCUGCGAUGGGAUUAAGGGAGGGAGUCAGUGCCAAUGACUGAAGUGUUAAGAGUUUCCUAUUUACCUCAUGAUGAAUCUGGGAGGAAAGACACCCUGUCCACUGUAUAGUUGCUAGUAGACUGGUUGUUGGUGUUUUGUCUGCUCCUUACAUUUUUGUUAACUUUACUGUUAUUUCUUAUGAAUCUGAUCUUGUACAUUUGUCAUAAUAAAAUGGGUUUCAAGACUCAUGUC